AUGUUGGUGGUUGCAAUUUUAUUGGGUUGGAGGAAGAUGAGGAUCAAGAAAAGGAAGAGAGAAGAAAAGGAAGGUGUGUUUCCGGUGACAAGGCUUGAAAGACUUGGUGGUGGCUUCUUUAUUGAUGAUUACAUGCCUAGUGGUCCUUUGAGUGUGUAUUUAAAGAAGGAUGGUCAGAGUUUGAGUUGGGAUGUUAGAUUUCGGAUUGAUUUGGGAUUUAAAUCCAAGCCAGUCCAAUCCAUCCAUGAGUUGCCAAACACCCUCGAAGAGGAUACAGGCUCUGUAGAUGUACCUCGGCGCCUCUCCUCCUCCUCAACUCUCUCCUUCUCUUUCUCUCUGUGGAAAGCGCUCGCAUCUCUCUUUACAGAUUAUAUGAUGCAAUCCGACGAAGGUGCCACCUCCAUGGAACUUGAAAAAGUUCCAUCUGAAUCAAAUCGUGUAUCUUUUGCUUCAAAACCAAACUUUGCACCCUUGAAGGCUCACGAGAUGUCCAACGGUCAAGUUCAAUUCUAG
This is a messenger RNA of Ilex paraguariensis (yerba mate), 513 nucleotides long. The record is from the annotation of a GenBank genome assembly. NCBI's taxonomy places the organism in Eukaryota, Viridiplantae, Streptophyta, Magnoliopsida, Aquifoliales, Aquifoliaceae.